This is a messenger RNA of Chanos chanos (milkfish), 969 nucleotides long. RefSeq lists its product as uncharacterized. NCBI's taxonomy places the organism in Eukaryota, Metazoa, Chordata, Actinopteri, Gonorynchiformes, Chanidae. The coding region runs from base 1 to 969 and encodes 322 amino acids. Gene Ontology annotation, cellular component: cytoskeleton. The transcript has 4 exons. The record is from RefSeq and is a predicted model, not a curated record.
AUGGAAACCUCACGUUCUAAUUCACAGUUCGUUUACAAACUGUCAGAUGAAGACACGACGAGACUGAUAAAGCUGCGAGCCGCGAAUGAAGCUCUUUUCACAGGGAGAAGAAAUGCCGCCAAGCUUGGCUGGAGGGCAAUCCUGAAGGAGAUGGGUCUUGAGAAACAACUUUCAACUGACCAAGCAUCUAAAAAAUGGGACAAUAUGAAGAAUAAGUACAAGGAAAUGAGAUAUCUUCCACCUGAAACAGCUUCCUGUUGGCAGUGGUUUCCCUUAAUGCAUGAGGCUUUAGAGGGCAGACUUGCAGGUAGUGCUCCAGUCUUGUCAACUUCAUCACUGGGUAAUGACGAGGAAUUUGCCCCAACCGCUGUGAAGAAAGCUCGUCGGUCACAGGGCAGGGUCGAUGGUUUGGAUUUCUUGGGGAAGAUGGAUGAGGGCACAGAAGCGGAAGUUGUGCUGCGAGACAGGACUGUGAUGUCCUCCGAGGGAUCGCCAUCGGAAAGUGAUACGGCUCUGAAUGGAAGAGUGACGAUGGAGAAAAACGAGUUUGCGUCAGACAGGCUGAGAGACAGUCUGGAGAUGGAAAGAAUCACCCUGAGACGGGACAGACAGCUGCUGGAGAGGGAGCAGGCUGAGCUGGACAGAGAGAGAAUGAUGCUGGAGAGAGAGAGAGGCCUCAUAGAGAGAGAAAGAGCAGUGAUAGAGAGAGACCGUGCUCUGUUGGAGAAAGACAGAGCAGCAGUGGACAGGGAACGGGCGUCUGUGGAUCAUGAGCAAGCAGUUUUAGAAAAGGACAGGGCAACCUUGGACAGGGAAAAUGCUGCCCUGAGCAGAGAGAGAGAGGCCCUGAGACAUGGCAAAAUGAUGGGGAAGAUUAACUUGACCUCACUGGAGGCUGACCUACCGGAGACACUCGAGAGGAGGGAGAAAUUCAUUUACCUAUUUGAGAGGCUUAUUGAAAAACUUUGA